AUUCUGCUCGAGCCGUCGCUCCAAAAACAGUCGUUUGUGAAGGAAGACGGGGCGAGCCGCGUCUGCAUCCCUCCCCCUACCGUACCAUCAGCAGCCGCAGCCGGGCUACUUUCAGCGGCGCCGUGCAACCGUGUCGGUGCGGCUUUAUCAGCGCGGGACAUGCUCUGUCAGGUCUGCGCGAUCUACGUGAAUGCCUGCCUGGACGCAGGAGAGGAUUAAGUUACUGCUGCUAGCGGAGGAUUAUUUUAUUGGCCUCCUCCUGUCACGCCCGAGUCUUUGGUGAUCCUUCUUCCAAUUAAGAGAGGUCUGUCAAAACCCAGGUAUGUCUUUCCGGAGAGGUGUGGUCAGGCAGAGCAAAUUCCGCCAUGUUUUCGCCCAGGCGUGGAAAGCGGAGCACUGCAUUGAUGACGUCAGAGUGUCCCGGGUGACGUGGGACAAUCCCCUCUGUGCGGUCAACCCCAAAUUCAUUGCUGUCAUCAUUGAAGCAGGUGGAGGAGGGGCCUUCCUCGUUGUUCCGAUCAGCAAGAGUGGCAGAAUCGACCAGUCCUGUCCCACAGUCUGUGGUCACGCAGCACCAGUGCUGGACAUCCAGUGGUGUCCUCAUGAUGACAAUGUCAUUGCAAGUGCCUCAGAAGACUGCACAGUGAAGGUCUGGCAGAUCCCAGAUGGUGGGCUGACAAGUCCAAUGACUGAUGCCACUGUGACCCUUGAGGGACACAGUAAAAGAGUGGGAAUCCUGGCUUGGCACCCAACUGCCUUCAACAUCCUUCUAACUGCAGGCUGUGAUAAUGUGAUCUGUGUGUGGAAUGUGGGCACGGGGGAGCUAGUGUACCAGCUUGGCGACGCCCACCCAGACCUGAUCUACAGUGUCAGCUGGAACAAGGAUGGCAGUGUGAUUUGCACCGUCUGCAAGGACAAGGCCCUGCGUGUCAUUGAUCCACGGAGAGGCACUGUCCUCAAGGUCAGAGAGAAAGUGCAUGAUGGUACCAGGCCUAUGAGAGCCGUGUUCCUCUCUGAUGGAAAAAUCCUGACCACGGGCUUCAGCCGUAUGAGUGAGAGACAGCUGGCUUUGUGGGAUACGAAAGAUCUCUCAGAGCCAAUGGUUAUACAAGAAAUGGAUACGAGUAAUGGAGUUCUUCUACCCUUUUAUGACCCUGACACAAACAUGGUCUAUCUGUGUGGAAAGGGGGACUGCACCAUCCGAUACUUUGAAGUGACUGAUGAAUCCCCAUACGUUCACUUCCUCAGCUUAUACAGCAGCAAAGAGCCUCAAAGGGGUGCAGGCUUUCUGAGUAAAAGAGGUGUUGAUGUCAAUAAGUGUGAAAUUGCCAGGUUUUAUAAGCUGCAUGAAAGGAAAGUGGAACCCAUUUCUAUGACUGUACCACGAAAGUCAGAUCUGUUUCAGGGAGACCUUUACCCAGACACAGCCGGCCUGGAUCCAGCUCUUCUGGCUGAUGAAUGGAUCGCUGGGCAGGACGCACCGCCGCUGUUGGUCUCCUUGAGUGGUGGCUACACAGCUCCUCCAUCCAAACACAGAGACACCCUCAGAAGCAAGCCCAAGCUCGUCUCUCAGGACUCUGGGACCGGGGCCGCCCCACCUUCAUCAGGGAAUGUAGCAUCUCCCACAUCUACACCUACCUCUGCCGGCAAGGAGACGGAAGAAGAGAUGCCACAGCCAAGAGUAGCCACGAGGGAAACGGACGGACACAGUGAGAGGCCAAAGAGAGAGGAUGAUGUGUUGAACGAGCUGUUAGCAGAAAUGAAAGCUCUGCGGGCCGUCGUGCUUGCUCAGAACCAGAGAAUUGAGAUGCUGGAGAGGCAGCUUGCACGGAUUGAAGAUGGGGAUGUAUGAGAAAGCAGAAGAUUCACUACAUUCAGAUGGCAUUUUUACUAAAUCCAUAGACCAUAGCCUUACUAGAAUCAACAGUACCUUAAGCUGUGUGAGCUGAAGAGUGUAGUGUAGAGCAGCAACUAAUUGUGAAUAAUAGGGGCUUACAGCUAUUGUUUCCAGUAUCACAGUAUGUGGGCGAGAAUUGGGUGUUAUGUGUGUAAAGUGAAGUUUGCAGUCAGAGAAUACUUUGUUUAUCAGAUGAAGGAUAUUGUUGCCGCUAUGUGGUGGUGCAUAUAAUGCAGUUUUGAACUUUGCUUUCAUUUUGAAGGACCCUGAAGGAGUUGCAUCGGCACAGUUGCCUCAAAUUGACGCACAGAGUUGUGUUGAAAAGGAUUAUAUUGGAGCUAAUGAAGGCUGACCGUCUAUAGCAAAGCUAUAAAGUACCGCCAAUAUGUCUUUCUUUCUCUGAUGCACUGACAAAUGUAACCAUUAGGGCUAUUUAAUCAGGUAGUUUAAGCUGCUAAAACUGUGAUGUCAUAUCGAACCCCCAGUUGUUAACCGUGGCGUGACUUGUGCUUUGUUUUACGACUUCAUUAUAGAACACCGCACGUAACGUUAACUGUAGGAAAUCUUUUGUCCUUGGCAGUGGGAACCAUGUGAGUGAUAGCUGAUGAAAGUGUAGUUGAAUAUUUAUGUAUAUUGUAAUUGUGUGUAGUGUUUGCAGUCGGUGAGAAGGUAACACUUGUGAUUUUGUACCUCAUGUUGUCAGGCGAGAGCAGCAUAAAGAUAACACAAUGUAACACUAUAAGGAAAGACAUUUGUCAGCGUCAUCAUAACCACGUAUACAUGGAAUUAUUAUUGGCUCCUUGUUUUGUUUUGUUUUUUACUGUGCAGAAAGGCAGCAGUAUCACGUGCCCUCUUAAGAAGCAGUCAGGAUCUUUUGUUUGGUAUUUCACUGAGCAACAAACUUCCAAACUUGUCACUUCCAAACAUGUGAAAGAGCUGUCCAGUGGGCACAGGACCCUUUUUUUUUUUUGUUCUGUAAACAGUUCAGAUGAAUAUACAACCUUACACUACAGUGACUGUGCAGCUAAGUCUCACUAAACCAUUAUAAAUCUAUUCCAAAUAGCAAGUGGGUGUUUGCAGUGGCAAGAAAAAGGAAGCUCAAGUGUGAAGAUUUUUCUACAUUUUGAAACGAUAUUUGUGUUGAUGAAGAUGAAAAGGCACUUUUAGAUUUGUUUUGCAUAGUUUUUUUUUUCUUGUGUGUGUGUUUUUUUUGCUAUUACUGUACAUUUAGAGGCAUUAAUCUGUUACUUCUAACAAAUGUAGAAUAGCAUUUUUACAUUCCACAUUAAGACUACCCCUUUAUUACUUUAUUUAUUUAUGCACUGACUUAAUAUCAACUGUAAAACAAGUAGCAGUUUAAAUGAGACUACAUUGUGAAAGUUCAAUAAACAUUAAUUCUUA
Molecule: messenger RNA, 3298 nt
Organism: Archocentrus centrarchus (flier cichlid)
Lineage: Eukaryota; Metazoa; Chordata; Actinopteri; Cichliformes; Cichlidae
Gene: coro1b
Product: coronin, actin binding protein, 1B
Exons: 12
Coding region: 323-1852 (509 amino acids)
Biological process (GO): actin filament organization; cell migration
Molecular function (GO): actin filament binding
Source: RefSeq, a predicted model, not a curated record